AUGAAGGAGAGCCGAACGUAUGUUGUUACCAUCAAACAUUCAUGUUUCAUUUCAGAGAGUCGAGAAAGUUCGACCUCAACGUCCCCAAACUCCAAAAACUCGGCGAAAAACUCAAGAAUGUAGGUUUAAAAUGAAAGUCUUGAUUAAGAUCUAACAAAUUCUAAAUCUAAAGUAAUAUUUUUGGUCGUAUCAGCUAAAAAUAUAACAUAUCAUGUGUUUAAAGCCUUGAAAUAAAAUGAACUUUUGUAGUUUGUUCCUAGACGAGACAGCAAAGCUUCGCGGUUCAAUGAUGUUGUAGAUGAUGGACUAUACAGUAAGACUUUAGUUACAGUAGACAAAAUUUUUUAGAAACCAGAUGUCUGUAUCAUUCAGACGCCGGGCCUUUGCUGGGCCAUCUGGCCGUAUUUUCAGACAACUUGAUAUUUCAAUCAUACGACAAGACGGUCAAUCUGGAAGUGCUGUACUUUCAAGUAAAAUACAUCACUUUGUCGGACUACGGUAGUCUUAAAAGUGCACUUCAAGUACGUAUUGAUUGGUCUUAAAUAUGCUAAUUUUUUUGACAUUUAACUUCAAAAAAAUUCACUUUGAUUAUUUCAAAAUUCAAAAAAAUACGAAUUUAAAUGUUUAAACUGUUAAACAUGCCAAAGUAAACCUAAUCCUUGCUUACUGUAGCUGUACAAGACAGACGACUCGGUUACCAUCUUCAACAACCUGCCAGACGAGAACGAGGUCCUCCGAAUCCUGUGCAAUGUCUGGCGCUCUACUCACCAUUCUCUGCUCCAAGUAGGUAAUUUCAAUUAUGACGAAUUAAUUGACAAGACAAGCGGUGGUUGUUUUAUGUGUGUCCCCAAACGAGUGGAUCGAACGGUCAAGGUCUCCAGCGACAGUACUAGUUCGUCCAGCGAGGAGUUCGCGAUGAGCAAGAGGAGCCACUCUCGACCUGACGUCACGGCGGCCAAGGUGAGGUCGCGGACUGCGAGCGAGGCCUCUUCUCUCGUCCUCUUGGCCACAAAUAGGUUUAUUGAUUGCGCGUGUUUGUGCUUUUUACUUUCUUUCAGACUGCCCCUGCCAAUCCCACGCCCACAGCCACGACGGACACGGCUAGCCAGAGUAGCGCGGCUACCUCCACCAAUGGUCAGUUUCAGGAUUUCUUUUUUUUGGAGCUUUUAAAGCCUUUUUUGGCGGAAAUUUCUUCUUUUUCAUUUAAAAAAAUAUUUUCAAAAGAAAGCUUCUUAACUCUAAAAGAAUAAUAUAUUUUAUAAUUAUAUAUAUCUUACAUAACUGGUUGAAUUCUAUGUAAAUUUUUUUUUAUUUUUAUAUUAUCGAAUAAUGUUGUAAAUGAGAUGCUAAUGAGUUGAAUUGCAGCUCAAAAAGAGCCGGUUUCUUGUGAAUGCGACGAUCACAAAGGAACCGUGUUUCUGGACAAGACAUACAACCUCGAUGUAGAUGAACUGUACCAGAUUCUGUUUACUGACAACGAUUCUCUGAACAACUUCUUGAAGUCCGCCAAACGAUCAGGUCAGUUUUUAAGUUAAUUGUUGUUUAGGUAUAUUAUGUACAGAAACAAAUCAUAUUAAAUAGGUGUUUCUGAAAAGCAUUUGGCUUAUAAUCUUUAGGUAUCUUAGAAAUGUGUAAGUUUAGUACACAAAGCUGACUAUACCUGUUAGAUAGUAGUUUCUAUGAAGUAAUGUAACAUACUUUAGAUCUCCGCUACGAAUCGUGGACGGUGACUACUCACGGUGACAAAAAACGAAAACAAAGAACGGCCACUUACACAGUCGAACUCAACAACACGUUGGGUCCCAAGUGUACUCAUGUCACUGAAGUUCAGGUAAGCUUUUACUCUCUAACCUUCAAAUAAAAAUGUUUAGCUUGGUUACUUGAUACCUACAUAAAUUAAAAAAAUUUGCUUUAGCACAUAUGUAGAUCUUACAAUUAAAUUUUGUAGGUAUCAGGGUAUAGUAAUGUUUGUUUUAGGCCGUUGUCGCUGAAAUGGGACCAAACGCUUCAGAUGGCUACAUUAUCACGAAAGACGCGGUAAAUGCGGGAGUUCCAUAUGCAGAUUGCUUCAGUGUGCUGUGUAAGUACUGCAUCACACGAGUGGGACCGAAGCAGACCCGGCUUCAGGUUCACGGUGAGGUCAUCUACAGGAAGAGUGUCAUGUCUGUUUUCAAAAGUAAGCUUUGAAGAAGGGUUUAACAAGUUAUAUACUUAUUUCGUUACAUUCAUUAAAUUUUUAACACAAUUAAAACUUGCUUAUAUAUUACUCUUUUCAAUUAUAUUUCUAUGUUACAGGCAUCAUCGAAAAGAUGACGUUGAGUGGAAUGCACGACUACUACAAGAACCUGGACAAGUAUCUCUCUUCCUGCGGCUCCAAAGAGAGCCACGAGCAUCGGAAUGGAGCCGGCUCCGAUUGGGUGUCUGAAUUCCAGGAGUCCGAGUUGGAUACACAGCCAGAAUCCGAGAGCAUCGUCAGCCAGGAGUUCAAUCUCUGCGAGAUCCGGUGCGACCUCUUCGAAUAAACUGAUUCUUUUCAGGUUACAUAAAGAGUUGGUCAGACAGAGGCAUGACAUUAGAGUCCAGGCGUCGUAUUUGCGCGAGAUACGCAACUCGCUGCGACUUGUUGUUGUGUUGUAAGUAGAGGACUCUAUAUUACUAUAGUUUGCCUAGGUUGGUCCUCGUACUCUUGGUGCUUGUCGGCACCGUUUUAUUCCCCGCCCAAACUGGUUCCAUCCUAAAGUCAUCUCAAAAACAAGAACUGUGA
Molecule: messenger RNA, 2764 nt
Organism: Bursaphelenchus okinawaensis
Lineage: Eukaryota; Metazoa; Nematoda; Chromadorea; Rhabditida; Aphelenchoididae
Source: the annotation of a GenBank genome assembly